AUGAAACUGCUAGUUUUCGUGCUUCUCAUUGUUUGCAUUUAUGCAACUAUUAAGGAUCUUGGAUCGCCGAAUUGGAGUUGCGAUCAGAAAGUCAUGGCAAAAAGUAAGAAAGUGCCGACAAGUGCCCACAGCGUGAGAUUCGCUGAUAUCAAGGUGAUCGGAGCACUCGGCGAUUCUCUUACUGCAGCUAAUGGAGCUGGUGCACCACCUGGAGAUCCAUUGGCUGUUAUUCUCCAAUAUCGAGGACUGGCAUUCCAAAUUGGAGGCGACAAAUCUUUAGAUGAACAUAUCACCAUUUCCAAUAUUCUCCGCAAAUUCAAUCCAAAUCUUGUGGGAUAUUCUAAAGGAAUCGGCUCUGAGAACGUAUGGGAAGUUGCUCAUUUGAAUAUGGGAGUACCGGGGGCAGAAUCGAAAGAUAUCAUCAGACAGGCUCGCAAUUUGGUCAACGCAAUGCAUUCACACUCGGAGAUCAAUGUGAAAGAAGAUUGGAAACUCGUUAACAUUUUCAUCGGCGCCAAUGAUAUCUGCGUUUACUGCGAGGAUCCAUACUUUAACAACACUGUAAGUUUCGAUGCUCCACACGGUCGUACGACUUUCGAACACAAUAUCAUGCAAGCUGUGCAGAUUCUUCACGACAAUCUUCCACGAACCAUCGUUUCUCUCACCGGAAUGUUCAACAUGAGAAUGUUGCGCAAAAUCGACAGAAAGAAGUAUUUCUGCGAGGGAUUGCACGUUUUCGAGUGCGACUGCGAAUCAAACAAGAACUUCUCAGAUGACGAUAUUCAAGACGUUUGCUUCGGAUAUAUGGGUGGUGAAAAGGACAUUCAAGAUUCUGGAAUGUUCGAUGAUCGUGAAGAUUUUACUUUCGUAGUUCAACCAUUCUUCAACGAUAUCGUUGAUCCACCAUAUUCGAGUCCGGGAGUCGUUGAUAUGACUUUCUUCGCUCCCGACUGCUUCCACUUCUCUGCUUAUGGACACGGUAACAUUGGAAUGCAUCUGUGGAACACUAUAAUUCAGCCGGUUGGUCACAAGCAGACCAAAGUCAAUUUAAGUGAUCCUUCGGUCGGAGUUCAUUGCCCAAGCGUGAAUUGCCCAUUCUUCCCUACAACGAAAAACAGCAAAAAUUGUGCCUCGUAUUAUACUUUAAGCGAGCUCGAAUAA
This is a messenger RNA of Caenorhabditis bovis, 1161 nucleotides long. The record is from the annotation of a GenBank genome assembly. Lineage: Eukaryota; Metazoa; Nematoda; Chromadorea; Rhabditida; Rhabditidae.